Echinococcus granulosus is the source of this 468-nucleotide messenger RNA. RefSeq names its product antigen protein. Gene Ontology annotation, molecular function: protein binding. The transcript has 3 exons. NCBI's taxonomy places the organism in Eukaryota, Metazoa, Platyhelminthes, Cestoda, Cyclophyllidea, Taeniidae. Bases 1 to 468 code for a protein of 155 amino acids. The record is from RefSeq and is a predicted model, not a curated record.
AUGGCAUUCCAGUUAUGUCUCAUUUUGUUUGCGACUUCAGUUUUGGCUCAGGAAUACAAAGGAAUGGGCGAGACAAGGACAACAGAGACUCCGCUCCGUAAACACUUCAAUUUGACUCCUGUGGGUUCUCAGGGCAUUCGCUUAAGUUGGGAAGUCCAACACUUGUCUGACCUCAAAGGAACAGAUAUUUCUCUAAAAGCGGUGAAUCCUUCUGACCCGUUAGUCUACAAAAGACAAACUGCAAAAUUCUCAGAUGGACAACUCACUAUCGGCGAACUGAAGCCCUCCACAUUAUACAAAAUGACUGUGGAAGCAGUGAAAGCGAAAAAGACCAUUUUGGGAUUCACCGUAGACAUUGAGACACCGCGCGCUGGCAAGAAGGAAAGCACUGUAAUGACUAGUGGAUCCGCCUUAACAUCCGCAAUCGCUGGUUUCGUAUUCAGCUGCAUAGUGGUUGUCCUUACUUGA